Apis florea (little honeybee) is the source of this 1510-nucleotide messenger RNA. It is a transcript of the gene yellow-g, whose product is annotated as L-dopachrome tautomerase yellow-g. Gene Ontology annotation, cellular component: extracellular region. NCBI's taxonomy places the organism in Eukaryota, Metazoa, Arthropoda, Insecta, Hymenoptera, Apidae. The record is from RefSeq and is a predicted model, not a curated record.
UCCGGAAGAGCAAAAAUGUUGCUUCAUAAUGCAAUACUAUCGGUCAUUGAUGAUACUCUUCUGACACGUUUUGUAUAUAAGCAUACGGCCAGAUAUAAGAUUCGAAUAUUGGAACGGCCGUGUCAUUUGCAUCAUAAUCAUCGUCCAGAAAAUCUAUUUUCCAAUAGAAGCGGCAGGAUGAACAGGCUCCUAUGCGUCAUCCUCGGUCUAAUCAGUCUAACGAAGAUCAUCCAGCCGGGCGACGGAACGCCAGUGUUGCCACAACCACUGAUCUUCUCUGGACUCAGCCUGGACUGGCCAUGCCAGAGCACGAAGAACAUUUACGAGACGAGUGGUCGUUACAUAGCAAGGAACGUGAUAGCCACGAGAGCCCAGAUAUUCGAAGACAAAGCGAUCUUGGCUCUGCCGCGUUACAAACCCGGUGUGCCGUUCACUUUGGGCAUCCUCGAUUUGAAAUCGCAGAACAAUUGCGAACCGAAAGUGGCGCCGUUCCCGUGCUGGGCCAUCCAGGAGGAAGGCAAUUGCCAGGCGUUGCAGAGCGCCGUCGACAUUGUUUUGGACGUGCAAGAUAUUUUAUGGGUCCUCGACGUUGGAAUCGUCAACACUCUCGAGCAACCUGUGCGCAGAUGUCCGCCCAAGGUCGUUGGAGUAAACGCUAAAACAGGGAAGGUUGUAAAAAUAAUCGAUCUGAGCUCCUUGGCGGAUAUAAAUUCUCGUCUCCAAUACAUGGCCGUUGAUUACGCGGAAGAUGGCCAGGUGUAUGUGUACAUAUCUGAUGCCGGUACAGGCGCCAUUAUUGUUUACAACGUGACCACAGACACUGGAUAUCGCGUGGUGCUUCCUGCAGCCGUGGCAGGAUGCACGGACAAACCUGACGCCCUCUACAUAGCACUGGUCAGGAGGGAGAGCUGCGGCCCAGUCCUCUACUUCACCUUCCUUGGAUCCAGCAGAAUGUUCGCGAUUAAGGCAGUGAAUCUGAGAUCCGGAAACGCGAACGGGUCUAUAGUGGACAUCGGUGGGAAGAAAAAUAAGAUCGUGCUUCUAGGCACCGACAAUGCGGCCACUAUUUUCUUCAGGAUCAAAGGUGAUUCGAGUAUUUACAUGUGGAAUACCGACACACCUUUCGUGCAGGACAACUUUUUAUUAGUCCAAAAAGCUGAUGAUUGUCGCCUGCCAACGGAAGUUAUUCCUGGCUACAGUGAUUUGAUGUGGGUGAUCGAGAGCAACUUCCAAGAUUACAUAGACAACAGUGUCAGCUGUUCCGGGACAUCGGUAGCUGUUCAUCCACUAAUGAACUCUAGUUAAUAAUACUAAUAAAAUUAAAAAAAAAAAAUACGAAAGUAACGCCAUUCCACGCUAUAUGUUUCUAAUUAAUUGAUUAUUAGUCUCUUAAGUGUUGCAGGAUAUUAAAAAUCAAAACGUUUUAAUAUUCUAUGAUUCAGAAGUUGUAAAUAACAAACGUGCAAUUGAUUAAAAUCUUAGACAAUAAAAAAUUAUCGUGCAGACUACA